AUGAGUGUACAUUGGAAUUGGGCUCGAACAUUUUAUUGUCGACCUCGUCUAUAUGUUGAACCAAAAUCCAUUGAUUCUCUUCGAACAUUAUUAAAUGAAAUCAAUGAAACCAAAUCAAAAGUUCGUGUUAUUGGCUGUGGACAUUCACCAUCAUCACUUUCAAUGUCAAAUGAAGUUUUAAUAUCAAUGAAAUAUUUUAAUAAAAUUCUUGAAAUUGAUGAAAUCAAUCAUGAAAUACAUUGUGAAAGUGGUGUAUUAAUACGUACACUUAAUGAAAUUCUUCCACAACAUAAUCUUUCAUUAACAGUUCAAGGUUCUGUCAAUGAAUUAACUAUAGGUGGCGUUAUUUCUACAGCUACUCAUGGAUCAGGAAUUAAAUAUGGUUCAAUAUCAUCUUAUGUUCGUUCGAUAACUUUAAUGAAAUUAAAUGGAGAUAUAAAAGAAUAUUAUUUAGAUGAUGAUGAAGAUUUAUUUCGUUGUUUAACAUGUUCUUUAGGAACAUUUGGAAUCAUAAUAAGUGUUCGAUUACAAGUUUCACCAUUAUUUUAUUUAGAAUUAAAUCAAAAACCAUUAGAAUUUCAUACAUUUUUAAAUACAUUAUCUAUUCAUUAUGCAUCAUCAGAUCAUUUUCGUUAUAUGUGGUAUCCACAUACAAAUUCCGGUAUUGCUUAUCAUUUAAAUCGAGUGAAUCCAAGAUUAAUUACUAAUAAUAAAAAAUCAAUUUUUUCAAGAAUUAUUUCUUGGUUUAGUAAUUCAUUAAUUGGUCAUCAUCUUUUAGAAUUAUUAUUUUAUUUUUCAUUAUAUUUUCCAAGUUUAGUUCGACGUAUAAAUAGAAUGUAUGCUAAAUUAGAAGGAAAAACUCUUCAUAAAAUUGAUCGUUGUGAUAAAUUAUUUAAUUUUGAUUGUUUAUUUCGUCAAUAUGCAAGUGAAUGGGCUAUACCAUUAGAUCAAGCUGUUUCAUGUCUUACUGAAUUAGAACAAUCGAUGGAACAAUAUAAAAAUGUUCAUUUUCCAAUUGAAAUACGUUUUAGUAAAGACGAAGAUUUAUCCUAUUUAUCACCAGCUUAUGGACGUAAAACAUGUUGGAUAAAUACCGUUGCUUAUAGACCCUAUGGAAAAAUUCAUUAUCAACAUCGAUCAUUUUUUCAAGCAUUUGAACAUAUUUGUCAUAAAUAUAAUGGAAGACCACAUUGGGCUAAAGAACAUCCAUUAAAAAAUGAAGAUUUUGCUCAACUUUAUCCGAAAUGGAAUUUAUUUAAAGAAAAACGAGAAGAAUUUGAUCCAAAUAAUUUCUUAAUAAAUGACUGUUUGAAAAAUGUUUUCCUUAACUAA
This is a messenger RNA of Adineta steineri, 1332 nucleotides long. The record is from the annotation of a GenBank genome assembly. Lineage: Eukaryota; Metazoa; Rotifera; Eurotatoria; Adinetida; Adinetidae.